AUGGAGGCAUCUGCCCACGAGCCGUCAACUGCGGAGGGAUACUUGACCAAGAAGGCCGGCGUCCAGUGGAAACGAUAUUGGUUUGUUCUCGACGACGACGUGAUAACGUACUACUCCUCGGCACGGGGAAACUUGAUUCCGGAGGGCCGCCUGGCCCUCGACGGCAAGUCUACGGUCAUCCAUCUGACCACGCCGGCCAACGCUUUCCAAGUAGUCGCUUCCAACGCGACCGUGCUCAAGGUGUUCGCCGAUACCAAGGAGGAGCGUGAUCGUUGGUUCACGGCCGUGAACAAGCGGAUCAACCAACGGAUGAAGGAAGGGGGCCCGCCACGUCGAAGACGCCAGAACACCAGAAGUGUUGUAUCAGGCGGUAGUACCUUCGAGCUAGACGUUAGGUAUGACAUAAUUAAGCCGUACGGAGGCCGAGGGGUCCGUGCGUUGGACCGCCAGUCGAACAACCAGGUGCUGAUAAGUAAGCAUCGCGGAGCGUUCGAGGAUCUCACUGAAGCCAAGGGCAUCGCUAGGGAUAUCUGCAUCAUGCGGAACUUGGACCACGAGAACAUCCUCAAGGUGGUCGACGUCCUGCCUCCGCCCUCGGUGGAAGACUUCGAUGACGUGUACAUUGUGUCCGAGCUGAUGGAAACCGACCUGCAUCGUGUGAUUUAUUCCAGACAGCACCUCACGAACGAGCAUACGCAGUACUUCCUCUACCAGAUCCUGUGCGCCGUCAAGUACAUCCACUCGGCCUCCUUGAUCCACCAGGGCCUCAGGCCUUCGAGGGUGAUGCUCAACGCGAACUGCGACUUAAAAAUUUCCGACUUCGAGUUGUCGAGGGGAGCGCAAAGCGAGCACAACACGGCCGAUCUGCCGUUUCUUUCAGAGAUCAUGACCCAGUGGUACUGUGCACCGGAGAUAUUGCUCGCCGCACAAAUCUACGACGAGUCCGUCGACCUUUGGAGCGUGGGGUGUAUCUUCGCUGAGAUGCUGCGGCGUAGACCCCUGUUUGUAGGCCUCGACCACAUCGGCGUGCUCACGGGAAUCUCUGCGCUCAUCGGAAAGCCUACCGAGCCCGACCUUUGGUUCGUCACCAACCCAAGGGCAAAGCGGUGCAUGCUGGCACUACCGGACUCCCCGCCUUCCAAUCUGGGCGUCGAGUUCCCCACCGCCAGUUCGGACGCGGUGGACCUGUUGUCGAGGAUGCUCGUCCUCGACCCGAACGAGCGCAUCUCGGCGGAGGAGGCGCUGGAGCACCCGUAUCUAGCGGAACUGCACGAUGUAUCCUCGGAGCCGAUAGCGGAGAUCCCCGUGGACGUAAAGCCCAUCGAAGCGUUUAAGUUUGCGCCCUCGACUUCCUGCCGUUCUCCGAAGGUGGAGCUGACGAAGCACAAUCUGCGGUCGUUGAUUCUCGAGGACGUCCUGCACUUCCACCCUGAGUGCGAGGACCUUAUACAGCCCACCCUCGCCGUGGCGGGGGAGGCAGCGGCGACGCCUGUCUCGGAUGGAGACGGCAGCCGAUCAUCAUCAUCACCCCGCUCGAACGACGCCCGCGGUAGCAGCAGUGGCCUCGCAGGAUCGAGAUCGGAAGCAGCAUCAGCCUGACCCCCCCCGUCUCGAGCAGUAGAGCCUAUGGCUGCCACCGCUACCAAGGGCAGCCCUGCCAGCGGCGCCAACACUCCAAUGCCCAAAGCCCCAGCAUCAACGACACCUCCCGGCGAGAUGGCAAAGAAUGCGGCCGAUGAAGAAGUUGGUCGGUCUUAGGGGGGAGUCUGUGACCGUGGAAGGAACCCGUAGGGUCAGCGGUUACGCUAGGGAUAUAUAUAUGUUCCGCUCUCUCUCGUAUCUCUUCUCUGCACUGCUCUUACGUAUGAAAAUAACGGGGCAAACCCGCGAGGAAGUGUUGAAGGCAUGGCGGGAACUGGACAACAAGCGGGGUUCCGUAGAACUCGGUGUCCGCUCAUACCGCCAGAGCGAAGCUACUAAAACCGCACGAAACGGCAGGGUACCGAGUCCCCCGGUUUACGUGUCGAAAGUACGUGUGGUUGAGGUUGUGCUCGAAGCGGGCUUUCUGGAAGAAAAGGAGCUAAGGCUGUCGACUGCAAAAAAAAUGCGAAGGUGGACCACAAUAGUACCUGUCGUGCGUUGCCGUACGGGGCGAUCGGUCAGGUUGGAUGAAACAUAAGUCAAGGCUGCUUGAUCCUUCCGGAGGAUGUUACUGGUAUGUACGUUUUGCAGUCGUCGUUCUGAUGGGCAGGAGUGUCGUGGUGUUUGACAACGUCUCACGGCGAGAAGCAAUCUGGACCAUGGUCGAGACCACAAGUAGAUGCUUUUGUGCUCAUGAAGUUUGCUUCUUUCCCGACGUACUGCGUCUAUGUUGUAGAAGGUUGGUUCAGCCAACGAGAUGUAUCGUGUAUGCAUGUGUGUAACAUCAUGUACACGUUGGUAGCGGUGGAUGAUGUACUCGAGAGCACCAGGAGUUUGUAGUGGUGGUUU
Messenger RNA from Ectocarpus siliculosus, 2490 nucleotides. NCBI's taxonomy places the organism in Eukaryota, Phaeophyceae, Ectocarpales, Ectocarpaceae. The record is from the annotation of a GenBank genome assembly.